AAAAUGAGGAUUAUUAUUUUGUCUUGGCACUUUCUCGGGGUGUUUUCCGCCCUUUGGUGGCUGGCGGCAGGGGCUUUCCCCAGCUCGGUGCAGAUAGGUGGGUUGUUCAUUAGGAAUACGGAUCAAGAGUAUACAGCGUUUCGAUUAGCCAUCUUCCUUCACAAUACCAGCCCUAAUGCUACGGAAGCUCCGUUUAACCUGGUCCCACAUGUCGACAACAUAGAGACCGCCAACAGCUUCGCCGUCACCAAUGCAUUCUGUUCUCAGUAUUCAAGGGGGGUCUUUGCCAUCUUCGGCCUUUACGACAAGCGCUCGGUCAACACGCUGACGUCGUUCUGUGGGGCCCUGCACAUCAGCCUCGUGACGCCCAGCUUCCCCACCGAAGGAGAGGCCCAGUUCACGCUGCAGCUCCGGCCGUCCAUCAGAGGAGCUUUGCUGUCACUGUUGGACCACUAUGACUGGAGCCGAUUCGUCUUCCUCUACGACACUGACAGAGGUUAUGCAAUACUGCAGGCAAUUAUGGAGAGAGCGGGGCAGAACGGAUGGCAGGUGAGUGCUAUCUGUGUGGAGAGCUUCAAUGAGGCAGCAUACCGCCGACUCUUAGAGGACCUGGACCGACGUCAGGAGAGAAAAUAUGUUAUUGACCUGGAGCCUGAGAGACUACAGAGCAUCCUGGAACAGGCUGUCAGUGUGGGGAAACAUGUAAAAGGAUACCAUUACAUCAUAGCAAACCUGGGAUUUAAGGACAUAUCUCUGGAGCGGUUCAUGCAUGGCGGGGCCAAUGUGACUGGUUUCCAGCUGGUGGACUUCAGCAGGCCUAUCGUUAUUAAACUCAUGCAGCGUUGGAACAAACUGGAUCAGAGAGAGUACCCUGGAUCUGAAAGCCCACCUAAGUAUACCUCAUCUCUAACCUAUGAUGGCGUCCUUGUGAUGGCCGAGGCCUUCCGCACCCUUCGGCGUCAGAAAAUUGAUAUCAGUCGCCGUGGCAACGCUGGUGACUGCCUGGCAAAUCCAGCUGCUCCGUGGAACCAAGGAAUAGAUAUGGAGCGUGCACUCAAACAGGUGCGUAUUCAGGGCCUGACUGGGAACAUUCAGUUUGAUCACUAUGGUCGGAGGGUCAACUAUACCAUGGACGUGUUUGAACUAAAGAGCAAUGGACCACGCAAGAUUGGCUACUGGAACGACAUAGACAAACUUGUGUUGGUCCAGAACGAAUAUGCUCUGUCCAAUGACAGCACAUCGAUGGAGAACCGCACAGUAGUCGUGACAACAAUCAUGGAGGGUCCCUAUGUGAUGCUGAAGAAGAACUGGGAACUCUAUGAAGGCAACGACCAGUUUGAGGGAUACUGUGUGGAUUUGGCCUCGGAGAUUGCCAAGCACAUUGGGAUCAAAUACAAGAUCUCCAUCGUACCGGAUGGGAAAUAUGGAGCCAGAGAUCCAGAGACGAAGAUAUGGAAUGGCAUGGUUGGCGAGCUUGUGUAUGGGAAAGCAGAAAUUGCCGUUGCCCCACUGACCAUUACUUUGGUGAGAGAAGAGGUGAUCGAUUUCUCGAAGCCCUUCAUGUCUCUGGGAAUCUCCAUCAUGAUCAAGAAACCCCAGAAGUCUAAACCAGGUGUUUUCUCUUUCCUGGACCCUCUGGCCUACGAGAUCUGGAUGUGCAUAGUGUUCGCUUACAUUGGAGUCAGUGUCGUGCUGUUUUUGGUGAGUCGCUUCAGUCCCUAUGAGUGGCAUGCAGAGGAACCAGAGGAGGGCACAACAGAGCUGGGCCCGACCGACCAACCCCCCAAUGAGUUUGGAAUCUUCAACUCCCUCUGGUUCUCACUGGGAGCUUUCAUGCAACAGGGCUGCGACAUCUCGCCACGGUCUUUGUCUGGACGGAUUGUUGGAGGUGUGUGGUGGUUCUUCACCCUUAUCAUUAUCUCCUCCUACACAGCCAACCUGGCUGCUUUCCUCACUGUGGAGAGGAUGGUCUCACCCAUAGAGAGCGCAGAGGACUUGGCCAAACAGACAGAGAUAGCCUACGGGACACUGGACUCAGGCUCUACGAAGGAGUUCUUCAGGAGGUCCAAAAUAGCCGUAUACGAGAAGAUGUGGUCAUACAUGAAGUCUGCCGAACCGACCGUCUUCACCAAAACCACAGCGGAGGGCGUGGCGAGGGUUCGAAAGUCCAAGGGGAAGUAUGCUUUCCUCCUGGAGUCCACCAUGAACGAAUACACGGAGCAGCGCAAGCCAUGUGACACCAUGAAAGUCGGGGGGAACCUGGACUCCAAAGGAUAUGGGAUUGCCACACCGAAAGGCUCACAGUUAAGAAAUGCGGUCAACCUGGCCGUGCUAAAGCUCAACGAGCAGGGCCUGUUGGACAAAUUGAAAAACAAGUGGUGGUAUGACAAAGGAGAAUGUGGCAGCGGGGGAGGGGAUUCCAAGGACAAGUCAUCCCAGGCUCUGAGCCUGUCCAACGUGGCAGGCGUCUUCUACAUCCUUGUGGGCGGCCUUGGCCUGGCUAUGCUGGUGGCCCUGGUCGAGUUCUGCUACAAGUCACGUGCCGAAGCCAAGCGCAUGAAGCUGACGUUUUCUGAAGCCAUGCGGAACAAGGCACGUUUGUCCAUCACAGGAAGUGUCGGGGAGAAUGGCCGUGUCCUGACGCCAGACUGCCCCAAAGCUGUGCAUGCUGGCCACGCCUCCUUCCGACACCCUGGCCUUGCAGUGGUCUCCUCUGGACUGCCCUGA
Messenger RNA from Anoplopoma fimbria (sablefish), 2727 nucleotides. RefSeq names its product glutamate receptor, ionotropic, AMPA 4a (gene gria4a). Gene Ontology annotation, molecular function: transmitter-gated monoatomic ion channel activity involved in regulation of postsynaptic membrane potential; AMPA glutamate receptor activity. Gene Ontology annotation, biological process: synaptic transmission, glutamatergic; modulation of chemical synaptic transmission; monoatomic ion transport. Gene Ontology annotation, cellular component: dendritic spine; plasma membrane; postsynaptic membrane. The record is from RefSeq and is a predicted model, not a curated record. The transcript has 18 exons. NCBI's taxonomy places the organism in Eukaryota, Metazoa, Chordata, Actinopteri, Perciformes, Anoplopomatidae. The coding region runs from base 4 to 2727 and encodes 907 amino acids.